ACACGAUGGCAACGGCCAGUGUCAACCAUUGUAGUAGAAGCCACCGAAGAAGAGGCAUUAGUGGCUGCAGUAGUAGCGGUGGUGUUAUGCUAAUCGCAUCAAUUUUGGUAUUAUCAGUCCGUUAUGGUCAUGCACAGGAUUUUGGAUACGAUGGCGAUAAAGGACCGUCCCACUGGGGUGAACAGUACAAUACCUGCACCGGUAAACACCAGAGUCCUAUCAACAUCAACUCGCUGGACGUGAAGAAGGUCAACCUACCACCGCUAGUGUUUCAGGGUUUCGAUGUCGCACCACGGGAAACGAACCUCACCAACAACGGCCAUACCGUUGUCGUCACGAUGGAGUCGGAGGUGACGCCGACCGUGUCCGGUGGACCGCUUUCCGGGGUGUACGAAUAUUCGCAGCUUCAUUUCCACUGGGGCGAUAAUGAUACCUUCGGCAGCGAGGACAUGAUCGAUAACCAUCGCUUUCCCAUGGAGCUACACAUUGUGUUUUACAAGCAGAAUUACAAGAACGCCCGCACAGCACUCAACUAUCCCGACGGAUUAACUGUGCUGGCAUUUUUCUACGAAAUUGCACCAGAAGACAAUCCGAUGUAUCAGGAAUUUAUCGAACUGCUUGGUAACGUCACCGGAAGCCAUCUGUCGGCGCGUUUCGAAACACCACCCUCGCUCAAGGAACUGAUCGCGGAGGAUCUGCUGCACUACUACACGUACGAUGGUUCGCUGACGACACCGCCCUGCAGUGAGGUGGUCACAUGGAUCGACUUUAAGGAACCGAUUCUGUUGUCUCACGCACAGGUGCAAGCAUUCCGUGCGUUAGAAAACGAGGAGGGUCACCCACUGACUCACAACUUCCGUCCAGUACAGCCGUUAGGCGAUCGAGUGGUGCUCUACAACACGGACGAGAUGAUCAAGGAGGUUGAUCUGGACGAGGAACAUCCACCAGAAGAACCGGAAGGUGUCGACACUAACAAGAUCGAUACACCAAAGUCUGAUGAAGCGAUAAGCUCUCCGAAGGAUCCUAACUCAAGGAAACAUCCUCGAAAUACAGCUUCGUCACCGUUCACAACGCAAUGGUCAGUAUUAGGUGCUUCACUAGCGUUGACAUGGAUCGUGUUUUGUUGCUCGGAUCGAUACUGCUAGAUAAUGCGAUCAUCAAUUGUUGUAAAUAUAGUGAAUAGACCGUCACAAGCACGUA
Molecule: messenger RNA, 1200 nt
Organism: Anopheles maculipalpis
Lineage: Eukaryota; Metazoa; Arthropoda; Insecta; Diptera; Culicidae
Gene: CAH2
Product: carbonic anhydrase 7
Exons: 6
Coding region: 6-1145 (379 amino acids)
Cellular component (GO): cytoplasm
Molecular function (GO): zinc ion binding; carbonate dehydratase activity
Source: RefSeq, a predicted model, not a curated record